Messenger RNA from Mytilus californianus (California mussel), 1332 nucleotides. RefSeq names its product IgGFc-binding protein-like. The coding region runs from base 279 to 1289 and encodes 336 amino acids. The record is from RefSeq and is a predicted model, not a curated record. Lineage: Eukaryota; Metazoa; Mollusca; Bivalvia; Mytilida; Mytilidae. The transcript is spliced from 2 exons.
CUGGGAAACAAUGUUACAAUGGCGGGAAUUGUCAGUCAUCAAACUGCAUAUGUCCAGAUGGAGUUUUUGGAGACCACUGUGAAUACACAGAUAUACGAGGUACUUCUUUUCUGCUCGUAUUUCCUCAGACACAAUACCCUGACUGCCAAUCACAGCAAGCUCUCAUAGGAACAAGACAAAAUGGGAUUUUUCACAAAUUCUCUUUUUCCUCUCAUUAUAAUACUUCAAUACAAUUCUCACCAAAGCUGUAUACCACACACUUUAACAAAAGUAUUGCUAUGACGUCGGAUGGCACAUUUCUUCAUGGUGUUGAAUUAUCUUUCAGUUCUAAAGUCAGUUUAUAUGCCUUGACAUACUGUAAUAAAUCUACAGAGAAAUACAGCGAAGGCUAUAUGGCUAUACCAACUAAUUUCCUAUCAACAAAAUACAUUAUUCCUAUGUAUACAGCUAAUUCUCAUUAUGCUCUAAUUGUAGUAGCAGCAUUUAAACCAAACACUAUAGUUAACAUUUAUCAAAAACGAAAUAAAGCAAAAUACACAUUUAAAAACGUUGUCUUAAGUGCGUAUGAAACCUACCAAAUUUCAAACUCUUAUGAUCUUUCUGGAACUCUUAUAACUAGUACUGAACCCAUAGCUGUUGUGAGUGGCCAUGUGGAUAAUUAUGUAGCAGCUGGUGGCUUGAAUCCUUUUAUGGAAAUGGUGCUACCAUCAGAUCAGUGGGAUAGAGUUUAUGUGAUUCCUCAUAUAGCCAGACGGCCAUCUAAGAUUGUCCGAAUUUAUAGUAACCAACCAACAAAUGUAACUGUGCAUUAUCAGUAUAAAAUAGAAUCAAAAUCUAUUCCAGAGAGAAGUUUUAUAGAUUUUGAUCACGGCGUGAUAUCGUAUUUCAACGCUAGUAACGAUGUUAUGGUAAUGGUAUUUCCAAAGGGGCUUGCUGAUUAUUCCGGUGACUCCUAUAUGAUGACAGUUCCGGGUAUCAACCAGUACUUAUCAGCAUAUGAGUUCGCGGUGCCUUCAGAAUUUACCAACUUUAUAAGCAUCACAGUAUCAUCCAAUGCCCGGGAUGGAUUUAUUCUUGAUGGGAACCCAAUGAAUCACGAGAACGGUAGUCAUAUCUUUGGUGGGCCGAAUCAUUAUUCUACAUUUACAAUGCCAAUCCAUAGUGGUGUUCAUCAGAUCAGUCAUACAGCCAACGUCCGAUUUGGUCUGUGGGUAUAUGGUGACGGUCCAAAAGAUGGUUACGGGUACCCGGCCGGAAUGGCAUUCAGGACCAAUACCAAGUUAAUCUGAUUCAGCCGGAAUAACAUUACAGUUCAAUAGAAAUUAAAUGUUA